AUGACAUGGAAGGUCCUGGUCGUGGACGAGACCAGUCGCAAGCUGAUCGACAACACCGUCAACGAAGAUGACAUCCUCAACCUCAAUGUCACCCAUAUCGAGCAGCUCGAGCACCGGAGGAAGCCGAACCCGGACAUGGAUGCGCUGUACAUACUGUCCCCGCAGUCCUACAUCGUCGACUGCCUCCUGGCCGAUUUCGAACGGCGGCGGUAUAAGAAAUCAUGGUUGGUGUGGACCUCAGGUCGGUUGUCCUGUGUCUUGUCUACAGGGGUCAGCGUUCUGACGGCGUAUACAGUCCUCGAUAAGCAGCAGCGCGAUAGACUAGAACGGUCACAAAUGUCACAAGAGCAAAUUGCGAGCUUCCGUGUCAUGACGACCGAUUACUUCCCAAGAGAAUCCCGGCUGGUGACCUUUAGAGAUCCGUGGAGUUUCCCCAUUCUGUUCAAUCCAGCCUGUAACCGUCUGGUUCCAGACCAUCUCUCGGAUUUGGCGGAGAAGAUCGUCCAUGUCUGUGCCAGUCUCGGAGAAUACCCAACCAUCCGGUACUAUCGCCCACGGUCCCCUACCCACGAAGCCGGUGUUCUAUGCUACCACCUGGCCAAUUUUAUCCAGAGAAAGAUGGACAUGUUUGCCCAGGCUCAGCGAGACUUCCCCCCGCCUUCUUCGAGGCCCCGCAGUGUACUUCUUGUGGUCGACCGCUCCAUGGACCUAGUUGCGCCUUUGAUCCAUGAGUUCACCUACCAAUCUAUGGUGCACGACCUGCUGCCGGUCAAGGAUGGGGACAAGGUGACCUACAAGACGAUCAUCAACGAGGGUAAACCUACCCAAGAACUCAAGGAAAUGGAGAUUAGUGAGAAGGACAAAGUCUGGGUGGAGUACCGGCACCUCCAUAUGAAGGAUGUGGUGCAGAAGCUGCCCGACGAUUUUGCCAAAUUCCGAGCAGCCAAUCCUCAAUUUGCCGAGGACAACGCCAACGCCAACGUGAACACCAUCAAAGACAUGCUGGCAGGUCUUACGGAAUUCCAAGAAGGGCGUGAUGCAUACACGUUGCACCUUGAUAUGGCAGGAGAGUGUAUGAAAUUCUUCCAAGAACGCAAACUUCUGGAAGUGAGCUCGGUCGAACAAUGCCUGGCCACUGGCCUGGACGAGAAUUUCAAGAAAGCCAAGAACUUGGGAUCCCAGCUUGUCCAGCUCAUGGACGAUGACGCGGUUGUGCCUAUAGACCGACUGAGGCUCUUGCUUCUCUACAUCAUGUACCGAGGUGGGCUCCUGGCAGGAGAUAUCCGCAAGCUUUUAGCUCACGGUCAACUCCCUCCGCAGGACGGAGCAGUUAUCGCCAACCUUGAACUACUCGGAGCUCGAGUCGAGAAGCAGCUUAAGGAUGAGAAACCACCCGUGCAGCCGCUUUUCCAGCGGAAGCCCGCGCCUCCGCCAGACUCAGACGAGGCUGCUCUGUCUCGUUAUGACCUGAAUCUGAAACUGAUGCUGGAGGAGCAAGUUCGGGGAACGUUGGACCCGACCGUGUUCCCCUAUACCAAACCUCAUACGGAGUCGGACGGCAUGGGAGCUCAGCCGAACAGCAACAUUUCGCAAGCGUCGUUGCGAAGUGCCAAACCGACAUGGGCGCGCACCCGUUCCUCGGCAGAGCAGCCUCGACAGCGGAUUAUUGUGUUCAUGGCCGGCGGGGCCACUUUUGGCGAAGCUCGCAGCUGCUACGAAGUCUCGCAGUCUUUCGGCAAGGACGUCAUCCUCACAACCUCCCACAUGUUGACCCCGUCCUUGUAUCUUCGACAGCUCGGCGACCUCAGUGCCGACCGACGCCGUCUGGACCUCCCGGUUGACCGACCGAAGCCGACGGCCCCAGCGCACCUUUUCGAGCGUGAGACUCCUCCGCCGCAGCCCCAAGUUCAGCCUCCUCCACAGAGGAAAUCCCCCAUGCCGCGCCUUAACCCUCCGGCGCCUCCGACGGCAGCGAUGGGCGCGAUGUCCUUAGGGCCCACGAACGGAUCGUCCAGCACGGCGGCACCAUCCUCCAGUACUAAGCUUUCAAAGGAGAAGAAGGAGAAGAAGCGGCACCAUUUCUUCCGGUAA
Messenger RNA from Aspergillus terreus NIH2624, 2091 nucleotides. Its product is annotated as Sec1 family protein. Gene Ontology annotation, biological process: vesicle-mediated transport; intracellular protein transport. The coding region runs from base 1 to 2091 and encodes 696 amino acids. Lineage: Eukaryota; Fungi; Ascomycota; Eurotiomycetes; Eurotiales; Aspergillaceae. The transcript is spliced from 5 exons. The record is from RefSeq and is a predicted model, not a curated record. Gene Ontology annotation, molecular function: syntaxin binding. Gene Ontology annotation, cellular component: secretory granule; plasma membrane.